AUGGCAUCUACAAGUAUUAUGAGUGAAAAGGUAAAAAGGUUUGAAUGGCAGCCAACUGAGAGGUUUAUUCAUGGUAUAGUAACUAAACCCUUCCUACCGUUGGACAGACAUCCUCAAUUAUCAGUUAUGGAUAGUCAUUUUCGAAAUAUCUAUACCGGGGAUAACAUCUAUAUCUUCGAACAAACUGCUGAUAGUAAGUGGUGUAGGGCUUAUUUGUUGGUGCAGCCGCUACCUGAAGAUUUUACUGCCAAUAUAAACUAUUUGUCUGAGUCCCUACCGACAGAGGAGAUCCGUAUUGUUGUUUGUCCGACGAAGUUUGUAUACCAAUUAGAUGAAUUGGUCCCUGAAUUUAGCUUUUUGAAGUUACCAGGUACAGAUAGGGUGAAUGCGAAGAGUGACAAUGAGAGUAUCUCGAGAAUGCAUGAGUUGCUUCGCAAUAUAAAUUCCGAGCAGAGUAAAGAGGCUGAGAAGUUUCUAUGCGUGAAGCCGAAGAGACCUCCAUUCCCGGAGUUCAAAUUGCAUGAUAAGAGCCUAAUUGACGAGAUCGUUGCAAUGCAAUCGCAACUUUGCAGUCAUAUUUUUGCUGCGUAUGCUGUUGGUGAAUUCGAGCUCUUUGAGUGGCUGAAAACAGCCUAUUACCAACUUGACGAUAUACGAUGCAAACUGUUUUUCAACAUAUCAACAACAGAAGAAUCACAAAGGUUGAUCAAUGAUGCCAUUGGUUUAACUUCCGGUAUAUCGAGGUUUCUAUCUGGAAAAGAUCAGGUACAUCGAUUUCGCGAUAGUCGUUCUGUUAAUGCUGACCCUUCGGGCUAUAACUGCAUUUUGUUACGAGACAGUAAAACUGGUAAGCUCCCAUCAUAUGAAGAAGUGUCGCCUCAUGAAUUUGCCGUUGAAACUAUGAUACUCGCUGUAUCACCGAAUUUUAUGCGCACAAAUUCAAAGGCCUUUCGAGUUUCUAUGGAUCAGAAUCAUGUUCUUGAUCAUGUUGAGCCAGCUCAGGUAUUAAUUGACUUUACAGAAGUCGUGGGAGCACCGGAAUACAAAGAAAAGUUUGAAAACCUGUCAGUAUAUAUUUACUUACGAACUGCGAAGAGGAGAUUAACCGAACCUUUUGUAGUUCAAGUAAAUUCCGCUAACAUUGUAUCGUUGGAUAGCAUAUCCGCUGCUUUAUUUAAUAACAUUCCAUCCACAGAAAUCAAGAAGUCCAAGAUUUACUUAAUUGUUGAAUUAGUCGAAACGUUCAAUGUCGAAGAAACCUCGCAUCCGACUUCAAGCGUUCCUUCCUUAUCAGGGGAAAAUGUUGAUUAUAUACGUCACGGGGUUGUUGCUGGCGCAGCCGAUAUCUCAAGGAUAUUUUCAAGAGAUAGAAACGUAAAAGAAAUUGGAUCAUCGUUCCACUAUCGCGUGAAUCUAUAUCGAUCGUAUUUCAAGGCUAAACGCUCAACCAGCCCCCCGGGUAGUAAUGAAUUUGCUCCGAGCGGACCCUUACCAUCCAGUAAAAAUUCACGUGCUUCGAACAAUGGUUGGGGUGGAUUGGUUGAUCGCAUUAUAGAUGAUUCGGACCAAGGCGUGGCUAUCCACCAGGACGUGCAAUCGAUAACUGUUAAUGUAAAGGAAUUUCGUAGAAACGAUUUGUUGGCGAGCAGUGAUCAAUUAUUAUCUAAUUCAGCGAUUAAGUUGGUUCCACCAUGCUUUUAUGAUCCUAUUACUGCCCCAUUAGAGAGGAUAUAUUUGACUGUUGGUAACGUCAAGCUUUCAAAUAGUUUAGAAGGUCAAGAUAUUCAAACAAUCACAAUUGUGCUAAGCUCGUCGAAUAAAAAGGUAUCUUUUUGGAAUGGGUUUAAUCAGGAACAACCUAAUAGCUGGCAGUUUGUUGAUGUGAAACCUGGUGAGGCGGUUGGAGAAACUGUCCGAAUUGAAGGGGUAUUUGACAUGGAGAGUAAUGAGACAUUAAAGCUGUCAGCGUUUUGCGGGACGUUGAUUGCAAAGGCCAAGUUUUAUAUUAAAAAAGGAAACCAAAUAUUAGAAUACGAGAAACGGUCAACGUUUCAAUUGAUGUCUGCUAACAACGAGCCGUUAAUUGAUGUUGAGCUUCGGACUGAAUACGUGGGAAAAGCCUACAAUAUUGUACGCCCACUGUAUGACCUUAUAGCUCAGCCCAAAGGAGUUAUUCCAACAUGGUCAAACUCUCUUAAUGAAGAGAUGGAGGAUCCUAUAUCUGCGAAAAUCCAGGCCAUCAAUAAUGUGGAUAUACAUCAACUUGUCCAGUAUUUUGAUUUGGUAUUAAUAAAACUCUUGGAAUACAAUUAUGCUAUAUUUGUGGAACAGGGCGAGAAUACUUCAAUGAAUAUGAAAGAAAAAGCGUUCUUUUUCUUGCUACAAUUCUUGUAUAGGCUCAUAAUUCGACAAGAAACCCACAAGCAUUUAAUACACAAAUUCUUUGAGAAGUUCACCGCUCAGGACUCGUCGUUACCGCCGCUUGGAACUGCAUUAAUUGACGCUUUAGCCCAUCAAUUUGUCAAAGCUCAACAAGAAUGCACCCAAGUUUUUAGAGCAGCUUGCCGUACUUAUGUUCUAACGAUUAUGUUGGCUUUAAAAUCCUCACGUGAGAGCGACGUUAGGAUUAAAGCUUCAUUAAUGAGAUUAAUGGAUUCUAUAUUAACCUUUUUUGGGGUCACUGACGAUUCUGCCCUUCUAGACCAGACAACAGUAUUAAACGAUUUCGAUGUUUUCAUAGGAGAGAUAACGGGAUAUUUUACUCCCGAAGAUCUCAUUGGUUACUAUUCAAAACUCAUUAGUGCUUGUCUCGACAGAGAAAAAGCUUUUGAGUUAGGUGUACGUGUAUCAACUUCGAAAGAGCGCAAAUUUAUCAGAACGAAUUUCCUACUUAUGAGGCGCGUACUGGAAAGUCACAAGUUAGGCGAGUACAUUUUUUCUGCCGAUAAUGAAGACAAACAGACGUUUGUGUUCUUAAAUCAGCUCAUUGAAUACAGUGCAAAACCGAUUUUAAACCAACCGCAUUUCGAUCUUACAUCUAUACGGUUGGCGAAUAACAUUUUCGUUACGGUCUUUGAAAAUGCUAAAAACCCAAUCCUACAGAGAAAUCUUAUAAGGUUAAUACCAACUUUGUGCAGGGUGUUUCUUUUGAUGUGCACGCAUUCCAGGGGUACAGAUCAAUUUAAGCCACUUCGAAAGUUUUCAUGUCUAUUUCCUACUCGGUAUCCUUUCCCUGAUGUAACUACCGAUUCCACUAUAAAUGGUGAACUCGUAAUCGAAGUGUUAAUUGAAUUGGCUACUAUACUGUCCUCCGCUACAAAGUUAGUGGAAAAUCGUUACGGACAGAAAGCUUCUUACAUUAAAAUUAUUGAAGAUUGCACAAAUGAUAAUGUAUUCAAUUCUAUGUGCUAUGUUACUAGAUUUACACGUGAAGAUAUAUUAGUUGCCAUCUAUACAACCAAGGUCAUGAUGAGGGGACAGUUUUAUCCUUCAGAGAAGUGGUUAACUCUAAACGCUAUGUUCAUCAGAAGUUCGCUCACACUAUUAGUUAUGUUCAAGGACAUAAUGAUCAACUAUAACAUUCCUCCGUCGAGUUCUUCAGUGGAGUUUGAUUCUGAACUUUGGUCAGAAUAUUUCACUAUACUUUUGAUGCUAGCGAACCAUAAGGUGUCGGAUAUAACAGUGUUAUCAGAACUUCCACGGAAAGCCGUUUAUCUCAUAGCAGGAGAUGUAAGAACAAGAGUUGCCGAAAUCAUAGAACCGUGUUGGGAAGCUUUAAUCACCGCUAAAGGCACUGACUCAUGCGAUCUAAAUGGUCUCGAACAAUCCACUGUUUACCCAAUGGUACUCAUGCGGCAAAAUACUCUUCUCAUAUCUGAAAUGGUAAGAUUUACUUUCCAAAGACAUGCAGAAGCAAGACGGGUUGGUGCAUGGCUUUUAUGGACAUUGUGUAUUCAUAUCUGGAAAACCCACGGAUCACUCACUAUAGCUGGCGAGCAUAUCAUUACAGCGUUAUACAAUGACUACCAAUCUGGAAAGACUGUUCCCACUGCCCAUGGUAUAAAGAGUUUUUUUACCACAAUGCUGCAUACUAUUCAAGAUGACGAGAUGGUCAAUAUUAUGUUAGAAUUUGUUUCUACAACUUGUUCGAUGAUGAGUGUUUUGGCGACUAUGCAAGAUUUGCCAAAUGGUGAGGAAUUUGAUGACUUGCGUACAGCUAAUCAAUUGACCAUUUUUGAGUAUUUGAUGAGAGCAAAUAAACCUGAGUCCUUCCAUACUUUGAUCCAUGACCUUUUCUUGUCCUACGUAAAGAAAAAAGACUAUGUUCAAGCCGCUCUUUCAUUAGAGCUUCUGGCUUCUACUUAUGAAUGGAAUCCUAAUAUUACUUUACCGGAAUGUAAAAAACCACCAUUUCCACAGCAGUCCGCGUUUGAAAGGAAAGAAUACCUGCUAAAGGAAGCUGCUCGCAAUUUCAAAAAAGGAUUGAAAUUAGAGAAGGCUUUAUCAAUUUACAAAGACUUGGCAGAAGUCUACGAAAAGAUCAAUUACGAUCUGAGUAAACUCUCAUUUGUCCACGGGCAAAUUUCUAACCUGUAUACUGAUCUCCAAAACAUUGAUAGACUAGUUCCAUCAUAUUUCAAAAUAUCCUUUGUUGGUAACGGUUUUCCAGAUUCCUUGAAUGGUAAGGUGUUUAUUUAUGAAGGUUUCCCGUUCGAACAUAUCACGUCAAUUUUCAAUCGUUUGAGAAAACUUUACUUGGGUACCCAAUUAAUCAACUCCCAGGAGAAACUGGAAAGUAUGCUCUUAAAACCGCCUCAAGGUAGGUGGCUACAUGUUUCUAGCGUUGAGCCGCAGUUUGAAAUCUCUCAAGAAUACUCAACUAAUGACAAAAAGGGCACCGCCAGUAGUAAAAUUAGAGGCUAUAUUGAAAACAGAGACCUUAGAAGAUUUAGUUCCUCUAGAAGAUUACCAGGAGCGACGUCUGUUUUGGACCUUUGGGUCAAAGAAGUAGUAUACGAAACAGCAUCCACUUUUCCAACGUUGUUAAAACGAUCUGAGGUGUGUAAUGUCAUUGAACGGAACCUGUCCCCCAUAGAGAAUGCCAUUCGUUCUCUUCAUUUGAAAUUGCAAGACCUGGCUGGUCUCGAAAAUAUGUGCUACAAAAUCCUAAGCGAGAAUGGUAACACGCAUGACCUUUUUAAUGAAUUGGCAAGGGCAUUGGCGGGCACAAUUGACGCUCCAGUGAAUGGAGGUAUUACAGAAUACAGGGAAUUCUUUAACGUAGACGAAGAACAGGUUUCAAAGUCACAGCUUGCUACUUUGAGAUCUUUGUUCGAUGAACUAGCCAUCUUAUUGAACAGGUGCCUAGGAUUUUACAAAAAACUCUGUCCACAGUCAAUGGAGCAGUCGUAUGAAGCUUUAUGCGAUCAAUUCGAAGUAAACUACAGUUCCGAAAUCAGCGCCAACAAGAUAUUAACUAGAAACUAUGAUGAUCUAGCUGCCCGUCUCACGGCUAUGAACGCAUCCCAGCAUUCUCUCAGUAGUGUUUUGAAUGGAAGCCAAACUCUUCUUUCAGAUUCUGAACAAUACCCCAGUCCAGAUAGAUAUGGUGAUGAGCGGUUCGCUUCUCCUGAUCCAUACAGUACCUCAGAUGGCUACUCUGGCUUAAAAGACAAGUCACCUCUCAACAGCCUUUAUGGCUCAAAGAGCUCUACACUUCAGCCGUUCUAG
Molecule: messenger RNA, 5730 nt
Organism: Eremothecium sinecaudum
Lineage: Eukaryota; Fungi; Ascomycota; Saccharomycetes; Saccharomycetales; Saccharomycetaceae
Gene: DCK1
Product: guanine nucleotide exchange factor DCK1
Exons: 1
Coding region: 1-5730 (1909 amino acids)
Biological process (GO): small GTPase-mediated signal transduction
Cellular component (GO): cytoplasm; plasma membrane
Molecular function (GO): guanyl-nucleotide exchange factor activity; small GTPase binding
Source: RefSeq, a predicted model, not a curated record